AUGAAGGAAACGAUACUGAGGAGAAGAACAUUUUUACAUGAUGCAAUAGACAUGGUGAGUAUGGGAAGCCACACGCUUGAGAACGAUGACUUCACAAGAUGCUUCCAGCCAACAUCUGCAAUGGAAAUGGAUUCGAGUGGGAUAUUUUAUACAUUCUCUUUUGUAAUAAGAUACUUUGUUUUGUUUCCAAUAAGAAUGGCGUUUCUUGCCAUAUGCAUGUUAAUUUUUCUAUUGAUGAUACUCCGAGCAGUACUUACCAAAAAGAGUGAGCAUUUGGAAAAUGCGCUGAUGUUUGGAGCCAAAUCUCUGAUGCUUGCGAUGAAUGCAAGAGUAAACCAUAUCGGGGAAAAAAAGAGACAUGACGGGCCUCAUGUAUAUGUUUCAAACCACACAUCGUUUGUAGACUUCUUUCUUCUCAGUAGUCACGAGUUUCCUCAUGCCUGUGUUUCAGAAAGGCAUGGUGGGUUGUUUGGGCUCUUGUUUAAAUCGAUUCUGAUAAGAAAUGGCUCUAUUGCAUUCAAAAGAAGCGAGAAGGUCGAUAGACAGCUUGUUGUGGAGAAGGUCAAGGAACAUGUGCGUUCCGGUGGAGCACCCAUGGUGAUUUUUCCGGAAGGAACAUGUGUAAAUAACAAAUUUUCUGUGCUUUUUCAGAAGGGCGCUUUUGAGCUUGGAGUAACAAUAUACCCGGUAGCUAUAAGAUUUCGAAGGAGACUGUUUGAUCCCUAUUGGAAUAGAAGAAGUCAUGGGUUUGCAAUGCAUGUAUUCUAUCUUAUGACUAGAUGGAGACUUGAGGCGGAGGUUGUAUGGAUGAAGCCCGUCUCCAUAAUGAAGGAUGAAUCCCCUACUCAGUUUUCUCACAGGGUCAAAACUAUGAUAUCUAAAGAAGCUGGGCUGAAAAAUACAUUAUGGAACGGGUUUCUCAAGAGUAGUCCUGCUAUCAAAGACAGAGAGAUCCUAAGAGAAUCUUAUUUAAUAACGUAUGAAAGGGUUGUAUCAAACACACUGGACAGGAUCAAUUCUCUUGACAUCGAGCAAAAUAGAUUCUAUUUGUAUGAUAGCAGCAUUGACUUUUCAUCAUUAAGAAGCCAUUCCUACUUUGAAUCCAUGAUACCCUACAAGAAGUUUUUAAAUGAAGUUUUGAAGGAGUAUUUAAGGCUCAAGGAGCUUCCUCAAAAAGAAUUAAAGUUCUUACUGGCCAAUCACAAAAGGGAGGAAGGUUCUCUUAGGGACUCCAAAAUGGAAACGUUUUGCAGCUGCAAGCCUAGGAAAAAUCAAAAAAUAAAUAGCCUAAGAAGAAGAGGCAAUCCACUUAUGUCUUGUAAGUACGAAAGCUGUACAAGCCAUGGCCUAGGAUAG
Molecule: messenger RNA, 1356 nt
Organism: Encephalitozoon romaleae SJ-2008
Lineage: Eukaryota; Fungi; Microsporidia; Unikaryonidae
Product: 1-acyl-SN-glycerol-3-phosphate acyltransferase
Exons: 1
Coding region: 1-1356 (451 amino acids)
Biological process (GO): triglyceride biosynthetic process
Cellular component (GO): endoplasmic reticulum
Molecular function (GO): glycerol-3-phosphate O-acyltransferase activity
Source: RefSeq, a predicted model, not a curated record